GAACAGCAGCGGCUUUUUUUCUCAAGCGUAAAGAGAAAUUUUCGUAUUGAAACGCAGAAAAAUUCUAUAUUAAUUAAACUAGUGUGUGCGCUAUUAAAAUAGAAAAAGUUUUUGUAUUGCAUUUAAUUAUUAGCGAGCAAAUAAUUUGUGUAGUCGCUUGAACGCUUAUAAUACUAUGUAUGCAUCAAUACUAAAAGCGUGAGCAUCGAAAACGAGAAAAAAAUUGUCUUGUCGGGGUGAACCACUGUAAAUGGCUAGAGAGAUUCCGAGUUCCAAUACGGCGCAUUCCAUUCGCGUUCACAUUGAUGAUGUACAUUGAACAUACACCUUUGGAAGAUAAUCUGCAAUUUUUUGUGAAGAAUCACAUUCCCGCCAGUGACGCCAACUCAAUACUGGCGCAUGUACGCGGCGUUGACGAAACUACUGCAACACAACUGCAAACGCAGACGCAAGCCAACGUUGCCUACUCCGGUUAUACCGGACGCUUGAACGUGCUCAAAAUUAGUGAAGCUCCAGGAAGCAAAGUUCUAAACAUUGCAGGACAACACGAACAAAAUAUUUAUUUAGCUGGAAAUAAAGUGUCACCGCCAGGUGUCACCAACCGUAACGCUGUAUCACCAAAACUUAACGGCAUCGGUAAGACAGCAUACGAAGAAGAGGAAGGGGAAGAGAAUGAAAAAUAUGAAUUAAUUGAUAUUGUUGAUGAACAAGAAGAAACGGUCGAUACACAAAAACAUAAUAAACAACAAAGUCUGGAAUCUGAAGUGAGAGGCGCUGAAACGGAGCACACACCUGCGACAAAUGAAAUUAUUAUACAAAUAGAAGACGAAGAAGAUAACUACGAAUACUGUGUACAGCCUGUAGCCAAACAGCGCAAAUAUAGUGAAACUAAACAACCAAAUAAAGUUUUUGGUCAACGCAGACAGCCACCUUACGAACCAUCGCAAGCUCGUAAGCGACCUUUUCGUCCAGUACCGGCAGCAAUUCCUAUCACAACUUGGCAACACGAGUUAGAAUUACCGCCAUUAGAGCUCAUACCACCGCAACCGCGCCGCCAACGAGUUUUGAAUGGUAAUUUACCACCAAUUCAACUACAGCGCAGUGAUAGCACCGGAAGUGUUACCAGUAGUUAUUAUUUGACUGAGGACGACUUCGAAUACGCCGGACAAAGUUACGCAAACGGUUAUCGUGAGCGAUCGCAAGCCGAAGAAGAGGCUGAGGAAAUAAUAGCAGAGACAGCAGAAGACUACGAGGAACACUACACGCGGCCGGAACUUACACCGGUACAGCACAACAACUCACAGAUGGGUAUCGAUAUAUUCAACAGACUACGACGUUUGUUGAACUUAAACACCAAUUCUACAGACAACACCCAAGAGGAGCAAUCACGAAAAAGAUCUGGGAACUAUUCAGCUGAUGCCAAUCCACACCCAAUAAAAUAUAAAAAAGUAAAUAAUCGUUUUCCUAAAAUUAUCACUCACAGAUUGGAUGAUGAAAAACCCAAAUACCGCAAGUCUAUGUUUACCGCGCCUACAGUUACACACCGUUUGAUAAAGAAUACUUCAUACGCCGAUGUGGAGUUUUCCGAUGAUGAUGAACCGCAAUUGAUAAAAGGUUUUGGCAUCGGUAUAGCAAGCGGGCCGAACUCAAGCGAUAUGCGCGCACGUAAAAAAGUACCACAUACGUACAAUGUGCCGAUUCUGUGCGAAAGUGAUGGCGCUCGAACAGCGGUGUCAAAACCGCCACCACCACUCAUUGAGCCGCGCACGGGUAGCAUCCUAGCGACGUCACUGAUGCCGGAGAUCGAUUUGACAAAGCGCAAAACCAUGUCUUACUCGGAUGUUUUGCGACAGAACCUACAAAUGCCCGGUAGUGGUGGGCAUGUGCUGGGCAGACGCUCCGCUAGUUCGGUCUCCUCCUCUGGCGCGACAUCUGCAUCCAAUGGUGGACUGAACAUUUUGGGUAACAUACGCUCCAAUAUGUGGUCGACCAAUGCGCGUUCCAUACUCACGCAAGAAAAAGAAACCGAAGAACACGUCAAGUAUCAGCAACUUUUAGAGCAGGUUGUGCCCUGUAUAUAUGGCGCUUCCGAAGCUGCAAAUGUGCGUACAUUAGCAAAGCCAGCAUUCAGUUUCGAUGCGCCACAAAGACGACGCAGUACAUUGCAAGACACUAGCAACAACCAGAAGCCAAUAACUAAUCAGCGACAGUCACUGACACUGCAAGAUAGCUAUGCGCGCGCUUUGAAACGGCCACCACUCUCGUCCACCAUUAACCUGGAAGAUGAUGAUGAUGACGAAGAUGAGGAGAACAAUGCGGAUGUCACCUUUGUGGGUGUGCAGCAGCGCCGUCCUGUGCGUAAUGGUCUGUCAACAGUAAUUAUCGACGAUGACGAUGAGAUCAGUGAGAUAAUCGACUUGGAUGAUGAUGAGCAGCAAGUGGUGUCGGCAUGCACAAAACUAAAUGAACAAAAUGCGAGUGGCACAAAGGAUAAGAAGAAAAGUGCAUUGCGGCUGCCCUACGUUGAACCGGUAAAUACGUUGCAAGAACGUUUCAACACAUCACCGCAUUUGAAAGCCAAUUGGUUGGAGGCACUGCAUACAAAAUGGACUGAAAAGAAGAAGAGCCGCCUGCAAGAGGUCAACGAAACCGUCAAUGUUGUGGAGAAGCUAACAGCCGAACGGCGCGCAGCCGAGUUCGAAAUGCAUGAACGUCUGCGCAAAAUACAAAUAGUCGAUCCUGAUUUGCUAGUGAUCGAUGACUUCCCAGAACCAGAGGUUGAGGAGGAACCUGAAUUUAUCGAAUUAACACCCGAACACCAAGCCCGCAUAAAAGCAGCUGUUAUAGGUUCAUCUGAUCAGCUUCUGGUCUCCAAAUUCAACUUGAACAUUUGCCGUCGCGAUAUACACACAUUGAUGGGCCAAAACUGGCUAAACGACGAGGUUAUCAACUUCUACAUGAACCUGCUCACCGAACGCGGUGAAACCAAGCAUGAUUCGCACGGUUUACCCACGGUCUAUGCCAUGAAUACAUUCUUUGUGCCGCGUCUACUUUCAGCCGGCCACAGUGGCGUGAAGCGUUGGACGCGUAAAGUGGAUAUAUUCUCCAAAGAUGUAAUACCAGUGCCGGUGCAUGUCGGCGGUGUGCACUGGUGUAUGGCCAUUAUUCACCUGAAGAAUCGCACCAUUAAAUACUACGAUUCCAUGGGCACACCAAAUCCGAGCGUGUUAAAAGCACUCGAACAAUAUCUGAAGGAUGAAUCGUUGGAUAAGCGAAAGCAACCGUUCGACACGAGCCAAUUUGAAAUUGAAUCGGUGCGUGAUGUGCCGCGUCAAAUGAACGGCAGCGAUUGUGGUGUAUUCAGUUGCAUGUUUGCCGAGUAUAUAACACGAAAUCGGGAGAUAACCUUCUCGCAACAGCAUAUGCAAUAUUUCCGUCACAAAAUGAUAUUGGAAAUUGUCAGUGGCGAAUUGUUGCAGUAACGCGAUAAUAAAGCCGGAGUGUCAAAAAAUUAUAUCAGCUGAGAAUUUAACCAGAAAAACAACAUAAUAAGGUGUGUGUGUGUUGGUGACACGCGAAGAAAGGCAAAAAGGCAUACAAGAUAUUUUAAAACUUCGCGCGUGCAAUUUGCAACGAAUGCAUAUGUCAAGGCGACUUGCAAGCAACAACAAAUUCAUGCUGGCUGUUGGCAACACCUACAUAUGCAGUAUAUAUAUAUAUAAAAUUUAGUUGAAGUGAACGCAUUGGCGCAUAUACAUAAAUAAAUUUUCAUUUGAGACAACAGCAAACGCUAUAGAUCGCGUUCGACUACAACAACAAAACUACUACUAAUUUAUUGCUACUACGCAUCAAUUGCUGUCGGUUUUUGGUGUUUCUUUUCUUUCUUUCAGUUUAAACCAAGAUUUAAUAAUGCAGUUUACAUUAAAUUGAUAAUUUCGCGCAAUAAUUGCACCUACUUACUCUACUAUUAAUGCUAUUAGUAUCUUAAUUACAAAAAAAAAAACUAAAAAAAAAAAGAUUUUGCAAAUACAAAAUUCGAUAUAAAUAUAUGAUGUAAUAAUGUUCUAUUUAAGUUUCUGUGGUAACAUUUGUAUUUUUUAAUAUUUGAAUAUGUUAUUUAUGUAUUGCGCGUGCAAUUUCUGGUUUGCUAUAAACGCAAUCGCCAUGUAAAUUUGCUAUAAAAAACGUGCAAGUCUUUGGUAGCGUGGCAAAAUUCAGAAAACGCAAGAAGUGUGCAGAGAAAGCACAAACGCUUUUAAUUUCUUAAAUUAUUUCAUUAUAAAGCAGAGAGCAAAAGGCGCUUGGGUUCUAUAAAAACGAAAACAAAAUAAAAAAGGAACAAAAAAGCAACGGAAUAGUUAUAAUUUCAAAUGGCAAGCAACCUACUACAUAAUUAUUAAUUUAUCUGUCUAAUAUAAGCCGUCUACAGUUAUAAGGUAGCAUUUCUGAAUUACUUACAUACAUACGUAUAGUUUUAAAGAAUAAUUUGUAUGUCACUGAUUUAAAGAAUAAAUACUAUAGAAAAA
Messenger RNA from Bactrocera tryoni, 4526 nucleotides. RefSeq lists its product as uncharacterized. Gene Ontology annotation, cellular component: nucleus. The transcript has 8 exons. Bases 306 to 3482 code for a protein of 1058 amino acids. Gene Ontology annotation, molecular function: deSUMOylase activity. Gene Ontology annotation, biological process: protein desumoylation. The record is from RefSeq and is a predicted model, not a curated record. NCBI's taxonomy places the organism in Eukaryota, Metazoa, Arthropoda, Insecta, Diptera, Tephritidae.